Molecule: messenger RNA, 1109 nt
Organism: Fukomys damarensis (Damara mole-rat)
Lineage: Eukaryota; Metazoa; Chordata; Mammalia; Rodentia; Bathyergidae
Gene: Jchain
Product: joining chain of multimeric IgA and IgM
Exons: 4
Coding region: 71-553 (160 amino acids)
Biological process (GO): humoral immune response
Cellular component (GO): pentameric IgM immunoglobulin complex
Molecular function (GO): immunoglobulin receptor binding
Source: RefSeq, a predicted model, not a curated record
ACACUCCUUAGCGAUCACACACCUUAACCCUGACUCAGUGGCUGCAGUUUUCAAAAGAAGUGAAAUCAAGAUGAAGAACCGUGUGCUUUUCUGGGGAGUCCUGGCCAUUUUUGUUAAGACUCUUCUUGUGACAGCUCAAGAUGAAGAGGAAAGGAUCAUCCUUGCUGACAAUAAAUGUCAGUGUGUUCGAGUUACUUCCAGGGUCAUCCGUUCCUCUGAAAACCCUAAUGACUACAUUGUGGAGAGAAAUAUCCGAAUUAUUGUUCCUGUGAACAGCAGAGAGAAUAUCUCUGAUCCCACCUCACCACGGAGAACCACUUUUGCGUACCGUUUGUCUGACAUCUGUAAAAAAUGUGAUCCUGUAGAAGUGGAGCUGGAUAAUCAGGUAGUUAUUGCCACGCAGAGCAACCUCUGUGGGGAAGACAGAGAGCCAGAGACGUGCUACACUUAUGACAGGAACAAAUGCUACACAACUGUGGUCCCGCUCACAUACAGGGGAGAGAACAAGAUGGUGAAGGCAGCCCUGACCCCUGACUCCUGCUACCCCGACUAGCAUAAGUCACUGCUGACUGUGCAGCUUGGUCCUGAGAAGCUCUCCAUUUCAUCCAGAAAGUUAGUGUACUUAUUACCAGUAGGCCAAAUUUUAAAAUCAGUGCAAGACUAACUUUCCCCUUAAAAAUUGAAAGAAUGUUUUAUUAGGCAAUUACUCCUCAAAUCUAAAUAUUAAAUAUUUUAAUGCUUAUCUGAGGAACAUGCUUCCUUAAGAUCAUAAUUUUUAGCAUUUAAAAGAAUAGAGAAGAAAAGAAAGUAAAACUCAAACAGUAAAAAUCUGGAGGCAUAAUUAAACAUCCUCUUUGCUUUGCUUUGUUUGGGAGAGCCAGAGCUUUUGCACAUUCUAUGCCAUUUUCCUUUUUAAAAGUUUCACUGUGUAGAGAAAAUAUAUGUCUAAGCAUAGGUCAAUUAUGUAUCUUCUUUAGAAAAAUGAUAUGGAUAACAUGUGCUGGAACUAUAUAAAAUUAUUAAAAAUGUAAUCUAAUAUUUAUGAAACCAAUUUGAAGAGAAUGAUACAAUUUAAAACAAUUAAAACUCAAUUUUGACAUAAUACACAG